Dibothriocephalus latus is the source of this 492-nucleotide messenger RNA. The record is from the annotation of a GenBank genome assembly. Lineage: Eukaryota; Metazoa; Platyhelminthes; Cestoda; Diphyllobothriidea; Diphyllobothriidae.
AUGACUUCUGGAGGCGAAGAAUCUGCAGUUACUCCUAAAGUGGAAAAGAAGGAUGAAGAGACCAGUGUUCCCGUUGAAGAAGCAGAGACCAACGAGCAAGGUCCGAGUACGAGAGGCAGCGCCAAACUCUCAUUUUUCUUGGCUGACAUUCCACCAUCGGAGCACACGCAUUACUUGCUCGCUCUCCUCUCCUCUGCCCUCAAAAACGGUCUUACCGUGAAAACCCCUUUUAAGGAAGCUCGCGAUCGUUUAUCGUCGUUAUUUGUCAAACCCCUUUCGGCUGCUGCUGCUGGCGCUCAGUUUUACAAUCUCAGACAGAAACGUCAACAGUCCGCUGAUGAUUUCGCCCGUGAACUCGAGCGCUUGGCUUCCCUUGCCUAUGCCUCUACACCGCCUGAGGAACGCAACGAAAUCGUCCUCGACCGCUUCAUAGUCGGACUAAACGACCCCACCCUGAAACAUCACCUAGCUAUCAGCCGUCCCCAUGACCUU